GCUUUAUGUGCAUGUUACUCCGGGUGUGGGCUCGGAGAUGCUGUGUUGGUCCUUUUAGAAUGCCUUAGGGUUCCUUUCAGCUUUUCUGGCUUUUUAUGCACUGCAACGGCCAGCCAUGAACACAAAAAGGCCAGCGAGGAUUUCGCGAUCACUGCGGCACUGGUCCUUUUCUUUCCGCAUCGUUGCGUCUUUGUCUUUAUUGCACUAGCUAGCUAGUUUGCUUGUGGUUGAACUGCGUACGCUACGCAGCAACCGUCCCCCUUCAUCAUACCUUCCCCAAGUCGAAAUAGCGAUUGUUGUGGUGUCGCGAGCAGUUCUCACUAUUUUUUUGCAAGCGGCCGCUAUCAACCACUCCAAUCCACAAUGACCACCAGAGAACCGUCGAAUCCUUCCUUGGCCAUACCAACACUGGGUGUGGAUCACGUUGAAGUGGACGGAUCAGCUUCUGAUCUUCCCGCUUCCAAGUUUAGUCCGAUACCCAUUGUCAUGUCUCGCGGUGAUACCGGCAGUAGCAUGGGUAGUUACAACAGCAGUCAUUCAGAAACAAGGGAAGCGUGUCAGCUGCAGACAGAUAGUCUCGAAACGCCGUCUGGAAAUUCGUCGGCAGAUUCCAACGACGAUGACCAAGGUAGAAUUGUACUGCAAGCCAACCACCAGCACCGAUUAUCAACCCGCAGGCUCAAGGACGACAAUGGCAACACUAGCAGCAGCCACAGCAAUGGUCCCACUGGAGACCCUCGAGCAAGUGACAAUUCCCUUGGUGGUGGUGGUAGUAGUAGCAGCAGUGAUGGAAAUAAUGAGGCUGGCAAAUCAUUGCUGGCUCCUCUCACAAAUGCCUGGGGAUGGAUCCAGAAACAAAAGGAAAAACACAGAGAACAGCAUUUGAAACAAUUGGCAGAAGAACAAAUGCAAAAAUUAAAACAGGUCCAAAAGACGGAUCCCAGUGUCAACUUUUCAGUGGCCGUAGACGACUCCAGUGAUGGAUAUUCCGACAAGAUCGGCUGCGCAACUCCUCAGCACUACCCCGAUGGAGACUCCUCUAACCGAGACGACGAUGAGGACGACAUUUCCUGGAUUCCACCGGUGCGAUGCGUCGAAGAACAGGUCAAUAUAGAUGUUCCUCCCAGUCCACGCAGUUCCCGCUCUGGAGAGCCUCUUUCCUCGGAUCCGACAAAGCCAGUCCCCUUUUUGCUCAAUCCAGCACAAAUGCACGACAUUGCCCGCCAUGUGCUGCCCAAGGGCAUUGCCUUUUGUCGAUGGAGACGACUCUACAGUUUAACCCGCGACGGUGAUUCCUUUUUCCAAUGCCUUCGUCUCUGUGGUUCCGAGCCAAAAACACUCAUGGUCAUCAAAACAACCCGCGGCGCAAUCUUUGGAGGAUAUGCCGAUUCCUUGUGGGAGAUUCAAUCGCAUCAAAAUGGAAACUUUCAUGGCAGUGCACAGGCAUGCUUGUUUUCCUUUGCCAUACUUCCAACCGCAAAUGAUGCAACAGCAACAACAACAAUCAAUGGCCAACAACCACUCAAGACAGACACCAAUCUUCGAGUAUUCCAUUGGACGGGCGCAAAUCGCUACAUUCAAUUCACAGAUAAGAGUGAGCAUCGACGAAUGUUGGCAUUUGGGGGAGGAGGACAAGAAGGUUCCUUUGGAUUGUGCGUUGAACAAGACUUUCAACUCGGAAGUACUGGACAUUGUGACACAUUUGACAAUCUGCCACUCUGCGACCAGGAAAACUUUAACAUCCUAGAUAUGGAAAUCUGGGGAUUCCUGACCGGGCAGUUUUAACGAAAAAUACGCCCCGAGAGACUUCUCGGGAACGUCUAACUCGGUUGUUUUGUUUUCGAAGAAGAAAGUGCUAGCUAUGAAAGUAACAGAUGGGCGAUUGCUAUCACAUACAAUGUAUUAUCGAGGUGGUAGUCGAGGAGAUUGCAACAAACACGGGUUGGAAAUGUCAGCAGAACCGGAGAAAUUUCUGAACCAAGCGAUUCGUUGCGACGACUGCUUUACAUGGCGGUUGUUUGGACGACAAAAGAACGAAAGUCUCAGAUUCUCUCGGCUUGACAUGCCAAACGACAAAAGGGAAUCGAUGGGUUGGCCAAGCUGGCCUCCAACUCCUUGCUUUUUGGAGCUUCAAUCCACCGUACAUGUACCGGUAAAGUGGAGCAAAGCCCCCCAUCAUGCAGCAAAACAAAUCGUUGAAGUAUCUUGUGCAUAUCACUCCUCGGUUAUCAUGUACAUGCAAUCAUGUAGUUGAGAUCAAAGAGCCACUGGCUAGCUAGCUAAACAGACUUCAAGGGCAACCAUUUCACCUGGACUUGUUUGCAUGCUCCCACAAAGCUAGCUAGAGCUCGCUCGCUUCCAUAGCCAUCAUAGCUAUGAUACAGUGCGAUAGCUACCCAACUUA
Messenger RNA from Seminavis robusta, 2404 nucleotides. Lineage: Eukaryota; Bacillariophyta; Bacillariophyceae; Naviculales; Naviculaceae. The record is from the annotation of a GenBank genome assembly.